Molecule: messenger RNA, 1071 nt
Organism: Acanthosepion pharaonis
Lineage: Eukaryota; Metazoa; Mollusca; Cephalopoda; Sepiida; Sepiidae
Source: the annotation of a GenBank genome assembly
AUGUUAAUAUUUAUCAUAGUCUGCGCAUUAUCUAUCUCAGGCUGUCAUAUCUAUCUAUCUAUCUAUCUAUCUAUCUAUCUAUCUAUCUAUCUAUCUAUCUAUCUAUCUAUCUUAAGAGCGAUAAAUAUGGAUAACACCUACAUCUGUUCAAAAAAAGAACGUAAGCAGAAGGAAGAAAAAAGAAGUUUUUUCCAGGUUGAAUCAUCAUCUGUGAAUUAUUCUCUCUCUUUCUCUCACUCUUUUUCUCUUUCCCUCUCUCUUUCUUUCUCGCGUUUUCUUUCUCUCUCUCUUUCUCUCCCUCUCUCUGUCUUUUUCUCACUAUCUAUCUAUCUAUGUCUUUCUUUCUCUCUUUCUCUGUCUUUCCCUUUCUGUCUUUCUCUGUUUGUCUUUCUCUUUCUCUCUUUCACUUUUCUCUCCCUGUCUCUCUCUCUCUCUGACUUUCUCUCUUUUUCUGUCUCUCUAUAUCUUUUUUUAUCUCUCUGUAUUUCUCUCUCUUUCACUUACUGUUUUUCUAUCCCCCUUUCUGUCUUUCUCUCUUUCUCUUUCACUUACUUUUUCUCUCCCAUUUUUUCUCUCCGUCUUUCUUUUUCUUGUCUUUCUUUAUCUCAUUCUCUUUCUUCCUCUCUCUCACUUUUCUCUCUUUAUCUUUCUCACUCUCUCUCUGUUUUUCUCUCUCUCUGUCUUUCUGUUUCUUUCUCUAUUUCUCCCAUUCUUUCUGUCUUACUUUCUUUAUCUUUCUCUCUUUCUUUCUGUCUUUCUCUCUCUCUCUUUCACUUUUCUCUCCCUGUCUUUCUCUCUGACUUCCUCUCUUUUUCUGUCUCUCUCUAUCUUUUUUCUCUCUCUGUAUUUCUCUCACUUUCACCUACUGUUUUUAUAUCCCCCUUUCUGUCUUUCUCUCUCUCAUUCUUUCUCUCUCCGUCUCUCUCUCUCUUUCUCUCUCUUUUUCUGUUUUUGCUCUCUCUUUCGGUCUUUCAAAUUCUCUCCAUUCUUUCUGCCUUUCUUUCUCUCUCUUUCUCUUAUUGUUUUCCUCUCUUUUUCGCUCUCUUUCUGUUUUUCUCUUUAUCUUUCUAA